AUAUGCCGCAAGCGUGGAGAUUAGUGGGGCUGGCAAUGGCCCGAUCAGCUCUCCACGAGCUGUUAGGCUCCGUUUAAACUUUAUUUUUUUAUUUUUAACAGGGUCGGUACGAGCCGGAUAGAGCAUCCGGUCCCGGCCAGGACAGGCCAAGAAAGUUGCUUUAAGUGGGAGAUAAAACAAACAUGAAUGUGAAUAUGAAAGUCAUACACAUGGGACACUCAUGCUUAGUCACGUGAGUUUAACAGUUGGCGACAUGCACGUGCCUAAGAGCCCAAUUUCCCGUCUUCUUAAAUUUGGAAAUUCAUUCCCCCUCUUUAUCCCCAAUUUCAAUUUUAUUAGCGCCCAAAACCAAAAUUAGGAAGCCUUAUUUCCUAUUAAAAGCCAAAAGCACAGAACCAGACUUAAAACGGCACUGGGCUCAAAACUCCGGCAUUCAAUCCCCCUUGCUCACCUCUAAUGGGCGGGUUCCCCCUCCACCAGCUCUCCAUACUUGCCUCCUCCAUCUUUCUCCUGUGGGUCCUCGUCCUCCUGCUAUGCCUCUCUCUACACAGGAAUAGCAGUAGAGAAACGCCGCCCUCCAUUAAAAGUGGCACACGAGGAAGCAGUAAGAUAUCCAUGAAUUCUUCGAAGCUUCGAGUCAUCUGCUGCUCUUUCAUGUCCAUCCUCUAUACUGGUUUAUGGUCGUGGAAGAUAACGAAACGAGAUGAGAAGUAUUCGAUUUGGGUUGAAGCAGAGGAUUUGUUGCAGGCUGUGACCUGGUUGUCCAUGGCGACCUUCGCAAGUUACGUGCGAAACAGGGGUGAGAAUGGUGGAAAGAGGAAGUGGGUGUCUUUCAUGCUCUGUUCAGGGUUUUUCUUCUCAUCAGUCUUUAAUGGUUUUUCGAUUUGCUGGCGUGUUACUGUGUACAUGAGGAAGAAGUCAAAGUUUCCGGGACUUUCGUUGUAUUCUGAGAUUAUUGGUUUUCUCUUCUCUGCAUUGCUCCUCUGCAACUCGGUCUUCGAAGCUCAUGAAGAAGAAAACACAGAAGAAGAAGAGUGUAAGAGGCAAUUGCUCUCAGAAGAUUACCAAGAUGAAGAAGGUGAAGAAACUCCAUCUGAUUUUGACAGGGCCAGCACAUGGGCCAGGCUCAGCUUCACCUGGUUAAAUCCCCUGUUCGAAUCUGGGCGUCGAAAAACUCUCCAAAUGAAAGACACUCCAGCCAUCCCUCGCGAGGACACUGCUGAGGAGGCCUACGCCUCACUGGAACGAUGCCUCAGAAAGCACAAGAGUUGCAAUGGCUCUGUGGAGCGCCUGGGUUCACUCUCAAAAGCCUUGGUGUUUUCCACUUGGAGGCCCUUAGCCCUCAACGCCGCUCUCGCAGGCCUCAACACCCUCUCGUCUUACGCCGGCCCAUUCCUCAUCACCCUCUUCAUCCAACACCUCUCAGAAUCCCCUUCCGAGUCCUUUCGUGGCUAUGCCCUGGCGUUCGCCUUGUUCAUUGCAAAGACAGUGGAAUCAGUGUCACAAAGGCACUGGUAUUUCGGUGCACAGAGGCUGGGGAUACAAGUGAAGGCCGCGCUCAUCGCCAUGAUUUAUAGAAAAGCUCUGCUUGGGGUUCAGGGGAGCAAUGUGAGGAAAGGAGCAACGAUGAUGAACCAGGUGAGCGUCGAUGCAGAGCGGAUUGGGGACUUCGCCUGGUACAUUCACAAUCUAUGGUUAUUGCCGGUUCAGGUGUUUCUGGCUCUCUGCAUCCUCUACUACAACCUGGGACCUGCUGCUUCUCUAACCGCCCUCGCCACCACGCUGGCUAUCAUGGCUGCCAACACACCGCUCGCAACCUUGCAGGAGAAGUACCAGUCUGGAAUCAUGGACGCACGGGACCAGAGGAUCAAGGACACGAAGGAGUCGCUCAACGCCAUGAAGAUACUGAAGCUCCACGCAUGGGAGACCAAAUACCAAGAGAAAAUCCUGCAGUUGAGAAACAUUGAGAGCGGGUGGCUGAGGAGGUAUCUCUAUGCCUGUGCAGUAGUGGCCUUCCUGUUCUGGGCGGCCCCCGCGGUCGUCUCUCUCACUACUUUCGGGGUGUGUCUACUGGUUGGAACUCCAUUGACGACCGGCUCGGUGCUAUCCGCGCUGGCCACAUUCAGGGUUCUUCAGGACCCAAUCUACAAUCUACCAGAGCUGAUCUCCAUGGCCGCUCAGACAAAGAUUUCUCUCAGCAGGAUCUCAGUGCUCCUAUCGGGAGAAGAAGAGAGGUCCGGGACGACAUUGGAGUCAUCAUGGUGCGAAGGGGAAGAGGAGGUGGUGGUGGACAUCAGAGAUGGAGAUUUCUGGUGGGGGCGGCCGCCGCCACCUCGGAACGGAGGAGGAGGAGGAGGGCCUGCGCUGAAAGGGAUAAGUUUGAAGGUGAAGAAGGGGUGGAAAGUGGGGGUAUGUGGAGGGGUGGGAGAGGGGAAGAGCAGUUUACUUCGGUGCAUUUUGGGUGAAAUGUUUGAGAACAAAGAGUCGGUUAGGGUGAGAGAGGGGGUGAGGAGAGGUUAUGUGGGUCAGGAGGCGUGGAUUCAGAAGGGGAGUGUGGAGGAGAACAUAUUGUUUGGGGGGGAGAUGGAGAGAGAGAGGUACGAGAGGGUGGUGAGAGGGUGCGGGUUGUUGAGUUGGGGAGAGUUGGGGGGAGGAGAGUGGGAGUGGGAGUGGGGGGCAGGAGAGCGAGGGGCCAAUUUGAGUGGGGGCCAGAAGCAGAGGGUUCAGAUGGCCAGGGCCGUCUACGCUGACGCCGACUUGUACCUUCUCGAUGAUCCCUUCAGCGCCUUGGAUGCGCACACGGCCGCUCAUCUCUUCAAGGAGUGCGUUUUGGGACUGCUAGCGGAGAAAACUGUUAUCUACGUCACCCAUCAAUUGGACUUCUUGUCUUAUGCAGACCUUGUUUUGGUGAUGAGAGAUGGAAAGAUCGUAGAGGUAGGCAGGUUGGAAGAAUUGGUGAGUAAGGGUGACAGUGGCGAGCUAAACCAACUCAUGCUGGCACACAAUCUCUUUAUACGAGAUAUGGCCGCACCGGUCGACCAAAAUCGCCCCCAUCACCUUCCAAACCAGCUCUUAACGGAUGAAGUGAUUGAAGAGAGAGAAGUAGCAGCAGCAGAAGGAGAAGAGAGUGAAAGAGGGAGUGUGAAAUGGAGAGUGUACAAGGCUUUUGUGACAGCAGCUUAUGGGGGAGCCCUGGUGCCUUUGAUACUAGGCUCUCACGUGAUGUUCCAAUGCCUUCAGAUGGGAGGUAAUUAUUGGAUGGCUUGGUGCACCCGACCAGACGGUGAUGGUGUGGGUGCAACAGCGCCCGUUGCUCGACGGAUGAUGGUGGGGUAUGCGGUGCUAUCUGCUGGGAGCUGCCUGUGCGUGUUGGCACGUGCAUUACUCCUCGCUACGGCUGCAGUUGAGACGGCACAACGUCUCUUCCACAGGAUGCUACACUCUGUCUUUCGAGCCCCACUCUCCUUCUUUCACUCCACGCCCUCGACUUGCAUUCUUUCACGAGCAUCAACGGACCAGAGCACAGUGGACACAGAUAUUCCCUACAGAGUGGCAGGCCUGGCCUUUGCUCUCAUUCAGCUCCUGGCCCUUGUCACUCUUGCUUCGUUCCUUUCUCUCUCUCUCUUCUUCAUCUUCCUCUUAGUCAUUUCACUCUCUGCGUGGUAUCAGGUAUAUUACAUCUCCACUGCUAGAGAGCUAGCAAGAAACGUUGGGUCGAGAAGGGCUCCAAUUCUCCACCACUUGUCUGAGACAAUCUCUGGUGUCACUACCAUCCGAUGCUUUGGGCAGGAGCACCGCUUCCUAACUACUAACUUCCGUCUUAUCGAUAAUUACUCUCGUCUUGCCUUCCACAACUCAGCUGCCAUGGAGUGGCUCUGCCUUCGCAUCAACUUCCUCUUCAACAUGGCCUUCUUUUGUCUCCUCCUUGUCAUACUUCGCUUGCCAACUAAUGUAAUUCAUACAAGCCUUUCUGGUUUGGUAGCAACAUAUGGCCUGAACCUGAACGUGUUACAGGCCUGGAUUAUAUGGAACUUAUGCAAUGUUGAAAACAAGAUGAUCUCUGUAGAAAGAAUUUUUCAAUUCACCAAAUUACCCAGCGAAGCCCCAUUGAUGAUUGAGGAUUCAAGACUGAGUCCAGAUUGGCCUAAAACAGGCACAGUUGAAAUCGAAAAUCUCCAAGUCAAGUACAAGCCACACCUUCCUCUCGUUUUAAGUGGGAUUUCUUGUAAGUUUCCUGGAGGCAAGAAAAUAGGAAUUGUUGGAAGAACAGGGAGUGGAAAAUCUACACUCAUACAGGCCUUGUUUCGUGUAGUCGAACCUUUAGAAGGAAGGAUUCUGAUUGAUGGAGUGGACAUAUCAUCUUUGGGUUUGCAUGAUCUGAGGUCUAGACUCAGUAUCAUUCCACAAGACCCCACUUUGUUUCAAGGGAGCGUGAGAAUCAAUUUGGACCCACUUCAGCAGCACUCUGAUCCUGAAAUUUGGGCAGCUCUUAAGAAGUGUCAAUUGGUGGACGUAAUAAGGCGUGAUCAACGCUUGCUCGAUGCACCUGUUGGUGAAGAUGGAAAUAACUGGAGUUUGGGACAGCGGCAAUUGGUGUGUUUAGCAAGGGCACUAUUGAAAGAGAGCCAAAUUCUUGUGUUGGAUGAGGCGACUGCUUCAGUUGACAGUGUGACUGACAGAACCAUUCAAAAGACCAUUAGAGAAGAGACAUCCAAAUGCACUGUGAUCACGAUAGCCCAUCGGAUACCCACUAUAAUUGACAGUGACCUUGUGCUAGUUCUCCACCAAGGGCACAUUGUGGAGUACGAUUCACCAACGAGUUUACUAGCUAAUGCGUCCUCCGCAUUCUAUCAUCUGGUGAUGGAAUUGUUGAGGAGGUGAACAUGACAUCACCCCUUCGUAUGCUCUCUAAUGAUUCUAGUGACCUAACAUGUUGGCUAUCUGGUUCACAUUCCCUAAGUGAGGCUCGUCAUGUCACAAUUCUAAACAGAAGCUAAGGCACAAGGAAAAAGGUGGAACAGUUUACGCGUGGAAAGCGACACUGUAGAUAAUUGCUCCUCCACUGACAAGUUAAUAACCCUGGUUCUCAUGUCAAUCCUUCACCAUUUUUCUGUUCAUGAGGUGGUUGUAUCAUUCCUGUAUCUCCUUCUAUAACCUUCUUGUUUCAUCUACUAAUCAUUCUGUAAUUGAAUAUAAACUCUUGAGAUUGGCAAUAAAAUACCUUUACUGAAAAUGGUUUCACACUA
This is a messenger RNA of Amborella trichopoda, 5246 nucleotides long. RefSeq names its product putative ABC transporter C family member 15. The record is from RefSeq and is a predicted model, not a curated record. Lineage: Eukaryota; Viridiplantae; Streptophyta; Magnoliopsida; Amborellales; Amborellaceae. Gene Ontology annotation, biological process: transmembrane transport. Gene Ontology annotation, molecular function: ATP binding; ATP hydrolysis activity; ABC-type transporter activity. Gene Ontology annotation, cellular component: membrane.